This is a messenger RNA of Sebastes umbrosus (honeycomb rockfish), 1522 nucleotides long. RefSeq names its product trypsin-2-like. The record is from RefSeq and is a predicted model, not a curated record. Gene Ontology annotation, biological process: proteolysis. The coding region runs from base 620 to 1354 and encodes 244 amino acids. Gene Ontology annotation, molecular function: serine-type endopeptidase activity. The transcript has 6 exons. Lineage: Eukaryota; Metazoa; Chordata; Actinopteri; Perciformes; Sebastidae.
AUGGAAUUUUUGCCCAAAUGAUGCCAAAAACAUUCUGCCUACUGACGCCUUAAGUAGGACUCUAAUCUGAGUGUUACCUCCUCUGUUAGAACAACCUGUGCAGCCACUUGAUAAACCCCUUGGCCCCGUUAGGAUUAUGUAAAACAUCAGACAACAACCAGAAAUGUCAUUUUAACCAGAUGUUUUAUGAGUUGUGGUUAUUUUAGCGUGUAUUAUGUAGAAACAUCGUAAAACCUCCAUGUUGAAUUUAGUUUCAUGGGCGGACAGUUACUAUUAUUACUGAACACAAACUUGUUAUUACUGAUAAAAUAACACUUAACCCCACGGGCAGAAUAACCUCAGAGUUAUUUAACACAGCUUGACAUUUCCCAUCCCUCAUGAUAACUACACCAGGUGUUUGCACAUGUUGCAGUUGUCAGAGUUCCCAUGCAGUGAACUGUAUAUGAUGAUGUUUUUUUUCUGGAAUCGGUUCCCUCUUCUUCUUCUUCUUCUUCUUCUUCUACAGCAUCUUCUAUUGGUCAGUCCUCCUAAUCAGCUGUCAGUGAUGUUGACGUGGGGAGCGAACACACUUUAAAUCUGAGACGCCUCCCCGUCUGCAGACGUCCAAACCACUGUCGUGAUGCUGCUCCUCGCUUUACUUGUGCUGGUGGGCACCAAUGCUGCCCUCGGCUUCGAUGAUAAGAUCGUCGGUGGCUACGAGUGCAGGGAUCACUCCGUCCCCUGGCAGGUGUCGCUCAACAACGGCUGGCACUAUUGCGGAGGAACCCUGAUCAACGACCGCUGGGUCGUCACUGCUGCACACUGCUACAAGGGUGAGGAUAUUGAGCUGCGUCUGGGUGAGCACCACAUCGGCUACAAGGACGGCCCCGAGCAGUUCAUCGCUCCCGCUGUAAUCAUCCCCCACCCGGAGUACGACCGUUACACCAUCAACAAUGACAUCAUGCUGAUUAAACUUGCUGAGCCAGCAAAGAUUGAUAAGUACGUCCAGCCGGUCGCCCUGCCCAGCAGCUGUGCCCCCGCAGGAACCCAGUGUCUGGUCUCUGGAUGGGGAAACACCCAGAGCCCCUUUGGUUGUCUGAAAUGCCUGCACUGCCUGGACCUGCCCAUCCUGCCCCAGCUGGACUGUGAGCGCUCCUACCCCAACAGGAUCACCUCCUCCAUGUUCUGCGCCGGCUUCCUGGAGGGAGGAAAGGACUCCUGUCAGGGAGAUUCUGGUGGCCCUCUGGUGUGUAACAGGGAGCUCCAGGGUGUGGUGUCCUGGGGAUGGGGCUGUGCUGAAGAGAAUCGUCCCGGGGUUUACGCCAAGGUCUGCCAGUUUACUGACUGGAUCCACUCCACUAUGGCCUCUCACUGAAGUCCUUCUGUAGAGGAGAGAUCAGGAAAAACCUGUCUGUUCAGUUCAUGUCGACGCUCUUACUCCUGAUUAUAUGAGGACCAUACAGCUUUACUAACCACUUCAUGACGUCUUUCAUGACUGUUUGUGUUUGUUUUAACAAUGACAAUAAAAAAUCACCGUGAGUAC